UCACAAAUCAUUCGUUUCAAGUAUGAGCUAUAAAAUAUUUGUUUUUCUACUCAUUGUGUUCUGCCAACUUUCUCAAGAGACUCUCACCGGCCCUCCAGAAAAGAAAAAGGAUUCUGAUUCGGAGGAAUCCAAAGAUGAAUUUAUAUCUAGCAUUAGAGACGGCGAUGGUGCCAGUGCUUUAAAAGUUGUGUCCGCACCCGAUCUAAGCAAAGAAGAAGGUAGCAGUAAAGAAAAGUCAAGAAGUGAAAAUGAACCAAUGGACGCUUCCGACUUGCUUUUACUUAAACAAGCAAAAUGGCUGCAGAAAAUGGUGCAGGAGAUCGAUGGCCUUAAGUAUACUAUUGUUACAGAAAAUCAAGAGAUAGAAACUGUGAUGGAAGAAGAAGAAAUACCACCAUUACCUGAGAAUUUUGGAGAGAGCGAGUUAACCGCCGAAGAAAUUGAAGGAAAUCGAAUUUAUGAAGAGGCAAUGGCAUUAUUAAAUAAAACCAGACCCAUUCGAAAGACUGCAUUUUCAUUAUUACUAGAUGCCUCACAGAAAGGAAAUUUAAAUGCGAAAUCCCUAAUUGCGUGGGCUCUGUUAUUUGGAAAUCCAAUAAAACAAGAUUUGGAGAGGGCAAAAAAGAUGUUCUUUGAGUUGUCUGAACAUGGUCAUGCAGAAGGACACUUGGGGUUAGGAUUCUUAUAUGCAACUGGUCUUAACGUCAAUGUCAGUCAGGCCAAAGCGUUAGUCUAUUACACCUUCGCAGCACUCGAUGGAAAUACAUGGGCCCAAAUGAUACUCGGCUAUCGCUAUUGGUCCGGUGUGACUGUCACACCUAGCUGUGAAAAGGCUCUUGAUUACUACAGAUUAGUCGCUGAAAAAGUGUCUCAAGGCGUGUCUUUUGGUGGCGGAAUCGCAGUGCAAAGAAUACGAUUAAUAGACGAAUUGGAAAGUGGAUAUAAUUCGGGUAUAUUGGACAAUGAUCUAAUUGAGUAUUACCAACUGUUGGCGGAAAAGGGGGACACCCAAGCUCAAGUCGGUUUAGGCCAGUUGCAUUAUCAAGGGGGACGAGGAGUGGAAUUAGAUUAUCAAAAGGCUUUGGAAUAUUUUACGCAGGCUGCAAAUUCCGGAAAUGCAGUAGCUAUGGCAUAUUUGGGCAAAUUGUACCUCGACGGCAGUGACGAAAUAAAGCAAGAUAAUGAAACUGCUUUCAAGUAUUUUAAGAAGGCAUCCGAUUUAAACAAUCCUGUCGGCCAGAGUGGGUUAGGUUUGAUGUAUUUAUACGGUCGUGGGGUUGAGAAGGAUUAUGCGAAGGCGCAUAAGUACUUUUUAGCUGCUGCCGAACAAAGUUGGGUUGACGGGCAGCUCCAUCUAGGAAAUAUGUAUUUCAAUGGACUCGGUGUAAAAAAAGAUUAUAAGCAAGCGAAUAAAUAUUUUGCACAAGCGGCAAAGUCGGGGCACGUGUUGGCCCACUACAACUUGGGUCAAAUGCAAGCUCAGGGUACUGGAAUGAUGAGGUCUUGCCCCACUGCGGUCGAAUUUUUCAAAAUUGUAGCUGAACGUGGAAAGUGGGGUGAAUUGCUUAUGCAGGCGCAUAAUGAUUAUAGAGAUGGCCGAUACAAUGAAGCUUUUGUCCAAUAUGCACUUUUGUCAGAAUUAGGGUAUGAGGUUGCCCAAAGUAAUGCUGCAUUCAUGCUGGAUAGAGGGGAAGUGCCUAUGCUAAGUGCAGGAGAUUCUUACCUUCGAGCUCUUUUGUAUUGGGGACGAGCAGCUGCUCAAGGAUUUUCUGUUGCACAGGUAAAACUGGGCGACUAUUAUUAUUACGGAUUGGGUACGCCCGUUGAUUACGAAACAGCUGCUUCUCACUAUCGACUAGCCUCAGAGCAACACAAUGCACAAGCCAUGUUUAACUUGGGAUACAUGCACGAGCAGGGUUUGGGAAUGACAAAAGACAUGCAUUUGGCAAAGCGCUGUUACGAUUCUGCCGCCGAUACAAGUUUAGAUGCAAAAGUGCCUGUAACUUUGGCACUCCUAAAGCUGAACUUCAUGUUUGGCAUUCAAAGUUUGCAAGAGAGUCCGUUUUGGAAGAUGGAUGAGAACGAUUUCUUAGGAUCAAACUGGGACCUAUACCUUAUCACAAUGUUGGCCGGGCUAUUGGGAGUGAUUGUGUACUUUCGAAGGCCACAAAUUCCUGUACAACCUCCUGUAGUGUAGACUCAUUACGACACAUACACUCGCACUGUAAAUACUUGUCCAAUAGGUUUAAUAAAAGUAUUCAGCUACUAAAGAAUUGAAACGUUUUAAGGAUACGAAAGUGUGACUGCAUCUUCAUCUGGAUAAGAGCACCUUCAUUAUGUUAUUUAAGACUGUUACGAUUAUAUGUUAUUUGUUGCAUUUAGUUUGUAAACUGUAGUGUGUUAUGUUCGAGUAUAUAAAAUCUUAUUUAUCUUCCCUCUAAAAAUA
Photinus pyralis (common eastern firefly) is the source of this 2446-nucleotide messenger RNA. It is a transcript of the gene Hrd3, whose product is annotated as protein sel-1 homolog 1. Gene Ontology annotation, molecular function: protein binding. Gene Ontology annotation, cellular component: endoplasmic reticulum membrane. NCBI's taxonomy places the organism in Eukaryota, Metazoa, Arthropoda, Insecta, Coleoptera, Lampyridae. The transcript has 10 exons. The coding region runs from base 23 to 2197 and encodes 724 amino acids. Gene Ontology annotation, biological process: ERAD pathway. The record is from RefSeq and is a predicted model, not a curated record.